GCGGCCCCGAGGCACCCUCUGGCAGACUCAGCGGCGGCGGCGGCGGCCUGGGCGGACAGUGCACCGUGCGCAGGCGCGGAGCUAGACCUCGCUGCAGCCCCCAUCGCCUCGGGUAGUCGCACCCACCGAGUCCGCCCGCUGGCCCGUCAGUGCUUUCCUUUUCGUCUGCCCUCCCCGGUUCCCUCAGCUCCCUACUCACCCCGAUGGCGGAGCUGCGGCCUAGCGGCGCCCCCGGCCCCUCUGCGCCCCCCGCCCCUGGCCCUGCUGCCCCCCCGGCCUUCGCCUCGCUUUUUCCCCCGGGACUGCACGCUAUUUACGGAGAGUGCCGCCGUCUCUACCCUGACCAGCCGAACCCGCUCCAGGUUACUGCUAUCGUCAAGUACUGGUUGGGCGGCCCAGACCCUUUGGACUACGUAAGCAUGUACAGGAAUGUGGGGAGCCCUUCUGCCAACAUCCCUGAGCACUGGCACUACAUCAGCUUUGGCCUGAGUGAUCUCUAUGGUGACAGCAGAGUCCAUGAGUUUACAGGAACAGACGGACCUAGUGGUUUUGGCUUUGAGUUGACAUUUCGUCUGAAGAGAGAAACAGGGGAGUCUGCCCCACCAACGUGGCCAGCAGAGCUAAUGCAGGGCUUGGCCCGAUAUGUGUUCCAGUCAGAGAACACCUUCUGCAGUGGGGACCACGUGUCUUGGCACAGCCCUUUGGAUAACAGUGAGUCAAGAAUUCAGCACAUGCUGCUGACGGAAGACCCACAGAUGCAGCCUGUGCAGACACCGUUUGGGGUAGUUACUUUUCUCCAGAUCGUUGGGGUCUGCACUGAGGAGCUACACUCAGCCCAGCAGUGGAAUGGGCAGGGCAUCCUGGAGCUGCUGCGCACGGUGCCUGUUGCUGGCGGCCCCUGGCUGAUCACUGACAUGCGGAGGGGAGAGACCAUAUUUGAGAUCGAUCCACACCUGCAACAGGAGAGAGUUGACAAAGGCAUCGAGACAGACGGCUCCAACCUGAGCGGUGUUAGUGCCAAGUGUGCCUGGGAUGACCUGAGCCGACCCCCUGAGGAUGACGAGGACAGCCGGAGCAUCUGCAUCGGCACACAGCCCCGGCGGCUCUCUGGCAAAGACACAGAGCAGAUCCGGGAGACCCUGAGGAGAGGACUCGAGAUCAACAGCAAACCUGUCCUUCCACCAAUCAACCCUCAGCGGCAGAAUGGCCUCACCCAUGACCGGGCCCCGAGCCGCAAAGAUAGCCUGGAAAGCGACAGCUCCACGGCCAUCAUACCCCAUGAGCUGAUCCGCACUCGGCAGCUCGAGAGUGUGCAUCUAAAAUUCAACCAGGAGUCAGGAGCCCUCAUUCCUCUCUGCUUAAGGGGCAGGCUCCUGCACGGACGGCACUUUACAUAUAAAAGUAUCACAGGUGACAUGGCCAUCACGUUUGUCUCCACGGGAGUGGAAGGCGCCUUUGCCACCGAGGAGCAUCCUUACGCAGCUCACGGACCCUGGUUACAAAUUCUGUUGACUGAAGAGUUUGUAGAGAAAAUGUUGGAGGACUUAGAAGAUUUGACUUCUCCAGAGGAAUUCAAACUUCCCAAAGAGUACAGCUGGCCCGAGAAGAAGCUGAAAGUGUCUAUCCUACCUGACGUGGUGUUCGACAGUCCGCUGCACUAGCCUGGGCUGGGCCCUGCAGGGGCCGACGGGGAGCCCAGCUGCUCCCCUGUGACUUCCAGCUUCACAACUGCGUAAACAAGAUUCCCACAAACGAAAGGACAAGUGUGAGGAUGACUGCGCAGCCACCACACCCGCAGCCUGGCGGGAUGCCGUGCACAGGCCACAGGCCCCCCACUUCACCUCCAGCUCAGGGGCCUCACCCCGCAGCUGGCCAAGCCCAUGUGACCAAGCCCUGGUCCUCCUGGCUAGUGAGCGGGUGAAUGCAAACCCACCUGCCUACUGCCACCACAGAUUCUGGUUUGAGAUUUGACUCUGGACCCUUGAUGUGCCCUAGGUGGAGACAGGCCUCACUCUCACCCACACCCUGCCACACAGCCCAGCAGGAGGGAGGUGGGAAGCCACCAACGCAGAGUGCGUGUGGCUGCACCGCCCGGCUCCACCCGGGAAGCCUUUGCUAGUCAAGCUCCUCUGGCCACGGAACAAUCCUCCAGUCGUGUUUGGUUUUCUUUUUCCUUAUUUUAUUUUAUAGAAACCGGAUGGUAUUUUAUUGCUCUGCAAAGAUGUCCAGAAGCCAUGUAUAUAAUGUUUUUAAACAGAACUUUAUUCCCAGAU
Molecule: messenger RNA, 2273 nt
Organism: Microcebus murinus (gray mouse lemur)
Lineage: Eukaryota; Metazoa; Chordata; Mammalia; Primates; Cheirogaleidae
Gene: SUFU
Product: SUFU negative regulator of hedgehog signaling
Cellular component (GO): cytoplasm; nucleus
Molecular function (GO): transcription factor binding
Source: RefSeq, a predicted model, not a curated record